AUGCCUGAUAGAAAAUUCUUUGUAGGCGGUAACUGGAAAAUGAACGGAGACAAGAAGUCUAUCGACGAAAUCGUUGCUUUCUUGAGUAAAGGACCGAUCUCUGCUAAUGUCGAGGUUGUGGUGGCACCACCCUAUUGUUACCUGCAGUACAGCCGUGAGAAACUACCAUCUAACAUUCAAGUUGCUGCACAGAAUUGCUACAAGGAGAAGGAGGGUGCAUUCACUGGAGAAAUUAGUCCUUACAUGAUCAAGGAUGUAGGAGGAACAUGGGUCAUCACGGGACAUUCAGAGAGAAGACACGUUAUAGGAGAAACUGAUGAGUUCAUUGCUCAGAAAACCAAAUUUGCCCUAGAAGCUGGCCUGGGAGUCAUUCCCUGCGUUGGGGAGAAGCUGGAGGAGCGAGAAGCCAACCAGACCUUGGAUGUCAUCAACAGGCAGAUGAAAGCUUUGGCUGACAAGAUUACAGAUUGGUCUCGUGUAGUCAUUGCUUAUGAACCAGUGUGGGCCAUUGGUACAGGCAAGACUGCAUCUCCAGAGCAGGCUCAAGAAGUCCAUGAGAAGAUCAGGGAGUGGCUGAGGAAAACGGUCUCUGCCGAUGUGGCUGAUCGAACCAGGAUCAUCUAUGGUGGAUCUGUGAAAGGCUCAAAUGCAGCAGAGUUAGCCAAGAAACCAGACAUUGACGGAUUCUUAGUUGGUGGAGCAUCUCUGAAACCCGAAUUUCUGGAAAUAGUCAAUGCACAGGGUUAG
Molecule: messenger RNA, 747 nt
Organism: Candidula unifasciata
Lineage: Eukaryota; Metazoa; Mollusca; Gastropoda; Stylommatophora; Geomitridae
Source: the annotation of a GenBank genome assembly